UUGGCCGUGAGCUGUGGGCCGCGCUGGCCUCCGCCAGAUUUCCUGGCCAAACUGAGGAGGAGAGAUGCCCUGGACCGUCCUGCUCUUUACAGCCGGCUCCUUGGCAAUCCCAGCGCCAUCCAUCCUGCUGGUGCCCCCACAACCCAGCAGCCAAGAAGACCCCAUCCACAUCGCCUGCGUAGCCCCUGGGGGCUUCCCAGGGGCAAAUUUCACGCUGUACCGUGGUGGGCAGGUGGUCCAGCUCCUGCAGGCUCCCGCGGACCAGCUUGGGGUCACCUUCAACCUGAGUGGCGGUGGCAGGGAGGCUCCAGGGGGCACAUUUUACUGCCGGUAUGGUGUGCUAGGUGAGCCACAGCUGUCAGAGCUCAGCAAGCCCGUGCGCGUCUCCUUCCCAGUGCCCACUUGGAUACUGGCACUCUCCUUGAGCCUGGCCGGAGCCCUCCUUCUCCUUGCUGGGCUGGUGGUCGUUGCCGUGGUGGUCAGGAAAGUUAAAGUAAAAAAUUUGCAGAAGAAAAGAGAGCGAGAAUCCUGCUGGGUCCAGAUCAACUUUGCCACCACAGAUAUGACCUUUGAUAACUCUCUGUUUGCCAUCUCCAUGAAAAUGAACCCAGAAGAAGAUGCAGCUACUCUGGAUGCUUGCUCAGGCGCCGCCGAGACACCUGGCAACUCUGGGCCCUGGAAAAGGCCCACCUCCACAUCAUCCUCGCCUGAGCCCCCCGAAUUCAGCACUUUCCGGGCCUGCCAGUGAGGCUGAGGAUCGGGGGCCCCUCUAUGUCUGUGCACUCUCCAUUCAGCCCCCUCUCUUGAGGGCCUGAAGUCCCGCCCGCUACUUUGGGGUUUCUGGCUGCCGCUUUUUCAGGGAAUUGACAGGGGAGAUAAAGGGAAUCCUUGGCCUUGGGACCUUCCUCACAGAAAAGCAGGAGUAAGCAGAGGGGGCACAGACAUUGUCCUGGAGGUUGGACAGAAAGCAGGAAGACUCUUGUUGACUUCUCAGCUUCUCAGACCACGUGGGAAGGAGAUGUUAGGAUCUCUGGGGCCCCCAAUUGGGCCAUAAGAGGUCUGAGUCCUCCACAUACCCCUCCGAUGUCCUCCUCCCCUUUCCACAUCUGACUUGACCAACCCAACUGGGUUUUUGGAGCAUGGGGUACCUGGGGGUAUGUUCUGUAAGUCUGUCCUGCUGGCGUGCCUAAGUUAUUAAUUAUAACACGUGUUGA
Messenger RNA from Neomonachus schauinslandi (Hawaiian monk seal), 1214 nucleotides. RefSeq names its product chromosome 1 C19orf38 homolog (gene C1H19orf38). The coding region runs from base 65 to 748 and encodes 227 amino acids. The transcript is spliced from 7 exons. NCBI's taxonomy places the organism in Eukaryota, Metazoa, Chordata, Mammalia, Carnivora, Phocidae. The record is from RefSeq and is a predicted model, not a curated record.